AUGCAGCAGCCUGAACUAAUUGAGCUUUUCGCCGGGUCGGAUGUAUUAGGGGUUAACGCGAUACCAAUACUGCAAACUAAAGUUACUACGAAAUCCAGAGAAUCCUCGUGUGGACAGAAAGCAAGUGUCGCUGGUGACUUGGAGGAAACCCUUUCACCUUUCAGUUUUACUCCUCAGCGAGUUCUGUACACUAAGUACCAUGAAUUCUUUGAAGAUGGUGAUAUACACAGGCAUCUGUAUCUUCAAGAUCUUGCCAUGAGUGCAGAGGAUGACCCUCGAACACCAAAAGUGUCUGCCUUCAGGUGCCACAUCACUGGCUGUAACCAGCUGUUUGACACAUUAGAGGGAUAUGAACAUCAUUAUAACUCACUGCACAGGAACGUAUGUUCUACCUGCAAGCGUUCCUUCCCCUCAAACCACCUGCUGGACAUCCACAUCCUGGAGUGGCAUGACUCCCUUUUCCAGGUCAUGGCAGAAAAACAGUGCAUGUAUCAGUGCUUGGUCGAAGGGUGCGGCUCAAAGUUCAAAACCAGAGAGGAGAGGAAAGAGCAUCUUAUCAGUACACACACUUACCCAGCGGACUUCAGGUUCGACAAGUCAAAGAGGACCAAGAGAACUAAAGAGAGAAGACUUGAGCCGCAGAGGGAGAUCAGUAUGGAGAUCUCGGCCGCUGCGGGCAGCCAGCGAGGAGAGCCUGACCCCUGUGAGUCCAUGGACUUCACUGAGAAUCAGGAACCAGGAAAUACUGAGCCCACGGCUUCAGAGCAGAUAAAACCGCGCUAUUCAUACAGAGUUCCGUCGUCAGUGUGCUUUGGCCAGGGCUCUGUGAGAGGGUUCAGAGGAGCGCGGCGGAAAAAAUAG
This is a messenger RNA of Chanos chanos (milkfish), 861 nucleotides long. RefSeq names its product zinc finger protein 511 (gene znf511). The transcript has 6 exons. NCBI's taxonomy places the organism in Eukaryota, Metazoa, Chordata, Actinopteri, Gonorynchiformes, Chanidae. The coding region runs from base 1 to 861 and encodes 286 amino acids. The record is from RefSeq and is a predicted model, not a curated record.